Molecule: messenger RNA, 459 nt
Organism: Priceomyces carsonii
Lineage: Eukaryota; Fungi; Ascomycota; Pichiomycetes; Serinales; Debaryomycetaceae
Gene: SAR1
Product: Arf family GTPase
Exons: 1
Coding region: 1-459 (152 amino acids)
Biological process (GO): vesicle organization; endoplasmic reticulum to Golgi vesicle-mediated transport; membrane organization
Cellular component (GO): endoplasmic reticulum exit site; COPII vesicle coat
Molecular function (GO): GTPase activity; GTP binding
Source: RefSeq, a predicted model, not a curated record
AUGUUGAAGAAUGACAGAUUGGCAACUUUACAACCAACUUUACAUCCUACGUCAGAAGAAUUGGCGAUAGGUUCAGUCAGAUUUACCACCUUUGAUUUAGGCGGUCACUUGCAAGCGAGGCGCCUUUGGAAGGAUUACUUUCCAGAGGUGAAUGGUAUAGUCUUUUUAGUGGAUGCAGCAGAUCCAGAGAGAUUUGCUGAAUCGAAGGCCGAGUUAGAGUCAUUGUUCAGAAUUGAAGAACUUUCAAACGUGCCUUUUUUGAUAUUAGGCAAUAAGAUUGACUCACCAACUGCUGUAGGAGAGAUCGAACUUAAGACAGCCUUAGGAUUAUACAACACAACGGGUAAGGACACAGGAAAGUUGAAUGAUGGCCAGAGACCUAUCGAAGUUUUUAUGGUUUCUGUCGUCAUGAGGUCUGGAUACAGCGAGGGUUUCAAGUGGCUCUCUCAAUAUAUUUAG